This is a messenger RNA of Phragmites australis (common reed), 1950 nucleotides long. RefSeq lists its product as uncharacterized. The record is from RefSeq and is a predicted model, not a curated record. The transcript has 9 exons. NCBI's taxonomy places the organism in Eukaryota, Viridiplantae, Streptophyta, Magnoliopsida, Poales, Poaceae. Bases 350 to 1201 code for a protein of 283 amino acids.
CAAGAACAGAUGAUGCUCGUUUCUCGUUGAUCAAGUGGCGUUUUCAGACGUCUAAAAGUCUGUCGGGCCUGGGCUCGUUGCCCUUAAAAUAGUGAAAUAUAUGUGGCCCCGGCCAGGUGCAGACGCUUGUGGGCCGCGAGAGGAAGGCCUGGGCUAUCCUUUUGCGGCCCCCUUCCGCUCCCUUUAAAACCCUAGGUACUCACGCUCUGCCUCGCCCUCCUCGCUGCUCUCCGGCGAGCCCCCAUCCGACAACCCCCUUCCACCACUCCCAGCUCCAUUUAGCCCCUCAUUUGGAGAUCUUUUUCAGAAGAUCCGGGAAAAAUUCGAUAUUUUUCAUAUUCAGAAGAGCAUGUCGGAAUCGGACUGUGACAAACGAACAACGGAAUUGAAUAUUCAGGCCAGUUCUGCACCAAUGGCGAAAAGAGAGGCAGCGCUUGCUGCUUAUUACGGAUAUAAUGAAGGUGAAGAAGGUGCAACCGCAGAUAAUAUGGAUCCUUCCCGUCCUUUUCUAGUUCUCGAGAAAUUCGAUUUGAAAAAGAUCGAUGAGUGGGAUCGUUUAAGAUCUGAGUUUCUUGCCAAGUCUAUACCAAACGAUAUAAUCAUCCCAGACCCUACUCCCCAGCUUGUUAAUAUAAUUUCCGAAGCUGGUGAAGAUCUUAAUAAAUACAUUCAGGCACACUCUGAGAAGCCCCAUGUGGAGGUCCUCGAGCAUGUUUCAUCAAUUCUUAAGGAUCAUGGAUUUUGCCCCACUGGAGAAGGCAUUGACGUUAGAAACCUCCGCCCCUAUAACUGCAAAUUGUCUGACAGAGAGUUAUAUAACAAAGGGCAUGUAAAUGCAGCCAAGGCAGUCACAGAAACGGCUCAUGCUGCAGGGGAAAAGGUGAGAAAGAAACUACCAAGAGGAUGGGAUCCAGAGUAUUCGAGGAGAAUGUUUUACCCAUAUUGGAGAUCAGUGCUAGGAGCUAAAUGUCACGUGAAGGUGUAUCCAUCCUAUGCACCAUCAGAUGCUGCUUUUUGUGGGUUUGAUAUUAAAGAGCUCCGUAACUAUUGGGCUGACUCAACGGGCAAUGGAUCUUCUCAAAAACCAAAACGUAAUCUUGGUGUGUUGGUAAAAAUUCAGCGACCAGCAAGUAAUCAUCAAUCAAUAAGGCCCUUUGGUACUGCUGCAUUCACACUCUUGAAGAAGGUGCUGAGGAAGUAGAGAAUGCAUGACUAGAAAGGCUAGCAGUUAUACGGUUGGGAAGCAAUGUGGAUGUCACAGUUGUUGCAUGCAUCAUCCAAGUGACUCUCAUGGCUUGUGUCAGAUGAAAUGCAGCAUCGACAUUGCACGACACAGCCGGCCGGCCGGUAUCCAACGGACGAACACGAGAAAUGCAUUGCAGAUAAGUGUCCAUUGAAAUAUUGGUCACUCUGGAAAUGUGAGGAUUUCUAGCACGAUUGAUUACGGAUCAAUGACAGUAGACGCUGUUUUAAUCCAAGGGAAAUGACGUUUCUAGCACGAUUGAUUACGGUCAUCUAGAGCUUGCAUCAACAAGUAAUUAAAGACCAAAUAACUGAUCCAAGCGCAUCGCUAUAGAACAGCAUUCAGAGAGCGAGUGAAUGUUUUUACUAAACACAAACGGAUGCGGUGUCUCGCGCUCAAAAGCCCGUAACCGAAGCAUCAACUUUUUUCUUUUUUCUUUUUGGACGAAGCAUCAACUUGCUACUACUGCACGCAUUUUGUUAGGUGGAAUGAAUCUAGCCAUGGAAUGGGAAGUUGGAACCUGAGCGCACUGGUUGCCUUGCAGGUAUAUCGGGCCCAGGAGAACCUUAGGGUGAGCCAAAGAAAAGAAGGCCCUUCACUUAAUAAUAUUUAUUUAGAUCCAAUAUUUAUUAUUUCAGUUACAAACUAGUAAUUUAAAUGCAUUUUAAAUAUAAGCCCUAUGAUAUGGGGAAUGGUCCUAAAAAUAG